Molecule: messenger RNA, 666 nt
Organism: Trichomonas vaginalis G3
Lineage: Eukaryota; Parabasalia; Trichomonadida; Trichomonadidae
Product: HNH endonuclease family
Exons: 1
Coding region: 1-666 (221 amino acids)
Source: RefSeq, a predicted model, not a curated record
AUGUCCGAACAAGCACCGAAGCCAAACUCAAUGGCAGAUGUCCUUUCAAGGUUGCCAGACAAGCGCCCAAUUCAAAUUCAAAUUGCCCAAUUGAAAGCUCAUCUGACAAACACCAUUAAGACUCUCCAAAGUUGUCUUAUGACAGAGAUGACCAAGCUCAAAGCCGAUGUCCUCAUGAACCAAGCUUCCAAUGAGAAAUGCCUGAACGAUUUCGCGGAAACCUUGCGCAAUUACGAGAGAGAGAACCGAGACCUUUCCAGACUCAUCUACCGUUUCUUCGAAGAGAUAGAUGCCAUCUGGAAGGUACUCGGAAAGGACAGAACCUCCAACACCGUAAUUCGUGAACACAGAAUUGAAGAAGGAAUUGUCGAGGAAGAAGAGAAACACGAAGAAGAGGAAGUUUGGGCAACCCUUGUUGCCGAUGACACUUACGAAAUUUCCCAACCCUACCCAUACAAAAUCCGCAACAGGGAGACCGGCAAGGUUCUAACCCCAGUCCUCAACAACUUGGGACACUUGAACCUUAACCUUCGGAAUCGCGGUUCAAUCUCCAUGGGCAAGCUUGUCGCAAUUCAAUGGGUUCCAAAUCCAGGCAAGAAGACGAAGGUCAGACACAUUGACGGUGACAAGCUCAACAACCGUAAGGAGAACCUCGAGUGGUUCUAA